AUGAACAACGCCUUGGAUCUGUCCAUUGUCAAAGAUCUCUCCAAUCACAUAUAUGAAAAGAGAAAAGCAACAGCGUUCCAAAUAGAGAAUUUGACCAAGGCAGCACUCACCAAAAAUGACUCGCAAACCAUUUAUCUGAUCAUCAAAGAAUUGGCCGAUUUGGUUCGAAGCGGUACUAAUUCUGCCAAAAUGGGAGCUAUCACUGCAUUGGGAAGUGUUUCUGUAGCCCUUGGCUCUUUUGCAAUUGCUUACUUUCUAGAAGAUAUCAUCAAGCCCAUCUUUGCUACUUUUCGUGAUACUGAUGCUCGCGUCCGAUACUACGCAUGUGAAUCGCUUUACAAUAUUGCCAAAAUUGCUCGUGGAGAGAUCCUAGUGUACUUCAACCAGGUCUUUGAUAUCCUCUGUAUAUUGGUGACUGAUACUGAGUCGUCGGUAAAGAACGCAGCCGACAUUUUGGAUAGACUCAUUAAGGAUAUUGUGAGUGCCAAGUCGACAAAUUAUGUGUCAAUUGUUCAACAAGAAGAGUUUCAGAACCGAAGAAACGAGAUAUUGUCUCAUGUGGUAGAUUCUAAUGGAGUGGCUAUCCAAGUAAACAUUCCUCAGGAUGCACAAAAAGCAUUUUCGCUUCCAAAAUUCAUCCCCACAUUAUUGGAAAGAAUGUAUAUCAUUGACCCAUUUGCAAAGAAAUUUCUUUUGAGCUGGCUUGAACUUUUUGAUGAUAUUCCAUCAUUGGAGCUCAUUACCUAUCUUCCCAACUUCUUAGAGCCACUCAUAAAGUUUUUGAUGAAUAAUGCUCCGUCCGAUGUACGCAUAGAAACUCAAAAGUUGCUUACCACCUUUCUCAAAGAGAUAAAAGCGAUUAGUAAGAUAAGAUAUGAGAUCAAGCGUAAGCAAUUAGCCAAGAAAGAACAGGCAAGUGAAAGCGUGGACGAAGGUGAAAAAGAUUUAAGCAGCUUAUCAUUGAAAGAUAAUUCUGAUACUGACGGUGACAUUUUUUUAAAGGGACAAGAUAUUUUCAUCGACUACCCUAUGAUAAUCUCCAUUUUGCUCUCGUUCCUUAGAGACCCUAACACGACUGCCAAGCAAGAUUUGAAAGUAAACGACCUUCGUGGAGAGAGUCGUGAGACAUACUACGAGAUUCAAACAAUAUCACUCAAAUGGCUUCAAGAAAUUAUAAAGUUUUCGCCUACUAGCUUUGUCAAGUUUUUUCCCGAUUGUGUCAACAUUAUUACACAAAAUUUGGCAAUUACAAACAAGCCCGAUGAUGAAGAAUUAAGAAUUGAAUUCCUCAAGUUCAAUUCGGCUCUUCAAAAUGUAUUGAUGAGUUUGAAUGAGGCAGAAAACGAUGCUGACAAAGUUUUAGAAGAAAGUGAACCAUCCCAAAAUUCUAUUCUUGGGUUGAACAAAGAAGUUUAUGAUGAGUUCCAUGAACUCUAUUUUCAUCCAAUGUUGGAUCGCUUCAUCAAAGUUUGCACCAAUUCUUCCAACGAACUUGCAAGAAUAACCCUGUUGGACUGGCUCAUAUUUCUUUACUCGACAAAUCCUACAAGCUUUUCAGGUUCAGUAGUUGGAGAUGGACCAGAAAAUUUUGAUUUCACAAUUUUGCUUAGAUCUGCCAAUGAUGCGAGCAACGAAGUGGUGUUCAAAGUUUUGCAAUUUCUUUCUAAAAUAUCCGAAUCGAACCAUGAAUUCUUCACCACAUUCAUGGCUAAGUUAAUCACCUUUUGUGAACGAGAGAUGAAAAACUUACUGGUUGAAAAGUUUUAUGUUCGUGAAGCUCAGGGAGAAUCGACCUCUCGUGAACGUAUUGAGUUUGUCAUCAGGAAACUCUGUGUGACUCUCGACUCAGAAAAGAUUUAUCGAACGCUUUCUGAAGUGUUAUAUUCACAGGAAUAUGAAAACUUGGAGUUUUUGAAUUUGAUGGUGCUUGUUUUAAAUAACAUUCUCUUGACAUCACGAGAACUAACGGUAUUUCGUAACAAAUUGAAAAAUUUGGGACUGGACGAUUGGAAUUUAUUUGCAACGCUUUUCAAGAGUUGGUGCCACAACCCGGCAUGUGCCUUGUCGUUGUGUCUACUCACAUCCCAGUAUGAGUUGGGAUUUCUUAUCAUCAAAAACCUUUCCGAGAGCGAAGUCAAUUUGCAACUUUUAACUCAACUUGAUGUAUUGGUACAACUCUUGGAGUCGCCAAUAUUCCUCAAACUAAGAUUGCAGCUCCUAGAACCCGAAUCGUACCCGUAUUUGUACAAAACUCUUUACGGACUUUUGAUGAUUCUUCCUCAAUCGAGUACUUUCAAUACUUUACGGAACAGGUUGGCCACGAUAACUAACCUAACGAGUUUACAUCUCAGUACUCCAGAUCCAGUUCCCGCCGCCGUAUCGACUCCAGGAAAUUCAACAACGACUCCUCUUACAAAUCAGUUGUCACUCCGCCGAAAGAGAACCUACGAAAUGUUAGACAGGUUCACAAAAACUCAAGAAACUCAUUCCAUUUUCAAGGACGCCUCGGCCGAUGUAAGAUCCAUGAGCUCUUCCCAUACCAUUCCCAGAUGGAACCAAGACUCAAAAGACUACUUUUCAUCCACUCCAGACAAGCAAGAACGGAAUUCGAACCCACUAUCACGAUUAAGGUGA
Molecule: messenger RNA, 2634 nt
Organism: Meyerozyma guilliermondii ATCC 6260
Lineage: Eukaryota; Fungi; Ascomycota; Pichiomycetes; Serinales; Debaryomycetaceae
Exons: 1
Coding region: 1-2634 (877 amino acids)
Biological process (GO): positive regulation of kinase activity; phosphatidylinositol biosynthetic process
Cellular component (GO): endosome membrane; PAS complex; fungal-type vacuole membrane
Source: RefSeq, a predicted model, not a curated record